Messenger RNA from Meloidogyne enterolobii, 576 nucleotides. The record is from the annotation of a GenBank genome assembly. Lineage: Eukaryota; Metazoa; Nematoda; Chromadorea; Rhabditida; Meloidogynidae.
AUGACAACAAUGGAAAUUGAUCAAAUUUUGGGAAACGACACAAUUAUUGGAGAAGGAGGAGAUGGUGGUAGUGGACAAAAAACAACAACUUCCUCCACUAACAACAAAAAGAAGAACAACAACCUUUUUGAAUCAAUUCAAAAAGAGAAUGAGCAAAUUAAAGAAGCUAUUAGAAAAACUCACGAUUUUAUUCGUGAAGCUAUUGUCGACCAAUCAAAAGAAGUUGUAAAAGAAAUUUUACAACAAGUAAAUCCACGUUUUCUGGAGAUUGAGAACUCCAUUCUAGAAUUAAAAAAUGCAGUUCAAGGUUUAUCCGCGGAAAGCGAGACUUCCUCUGAUUCUGUUUCUGUUAUGGGUCCGGAAGAGGAGGAAGUUGUUGGAGAGCCUAUAGUAAAUGAGGAACAACAACAAAAUGCUCAACAACAAGUUCCUAUAGAAAAUCAGCAAAAUAACCGUAUUGAUGCGAGAGAUGGGCCACAAAACCGCCGUGAGGCGAGAGGACGUGGAAACGGCCGCGACCGCGAGGCGGCCGCAGUGCCAGAGAUGCUCGAUUGUUUUUCCUCUUACGCCAAUUAG